Messenger RNA from Brassica napus (rape), 2501 nucleotides. Its product is annotated as ethylene-responsive transcription factor ERF086-like. Gene Ontology annotation, molecular function: DNA-binding transcription factor activity; DNA binding. NCBI's taxonomy places the organism in Eukaryota, Viridiplantae, Streptophyta, Magnoliopsida, Brassicales, Brassicaceae. The record is from RefSeq and is a predicted model, not a curated record. Gene Ontology annotation, biological process: regulation of DNA-templated transcription. The transcript has a single exon. Bases 1068 to 2078 code for a protein of 336 amino acids.
UUUGUGUGUGGUUCAUCUUGUCUUUCCUUAACCACUCCCAUUGAAAAAAAUCAUUGCUAGAUGACAAAAAAUCUAUUCUCAUUUCUAUUUCCGCUUAAAAUGCGGGUAACCAUGUGAUUUCAUCAGGGGCUUCUAAAAUAAAUUUAGAUUAACACUUAAAUGUAACUAAACUAAACAAAUCAAAAUACGAUAGAAAACUCGAAUGUUUAUGUCGCUUAUUGGGAGAAAAUUUAAGCUUACUGAUUUUGAAAUAUAUUCAAAUUGUUAAUAAAAUUGGUUAGAAGACAAAUUCAUGAUUCUAUAUACCUCAGUACAAACGAAUUUAUUAGACACCACCCUAAUUGACAGGGGAUUUAAUUUUUGAGAAAUAUCGAUUUUUUUUACGUAGACCCUUGACCUUUAGGUUAUGGUAUGUGGGGUUAUAAUGCAUAUUGCACGUGACCAUUAAGCAGAUUAUUUGAGUUAAUUAAUAAUUAGAUUGAUCCCAUCGAGCUAAAAUAUACUGUGACAUUCCAUAUUUUGCAGUAGUUCUAAUGAUUCUUGGCCUCCUUCUUAGGCUUUCAUAAGUAGCCAUAUAUACAUACAUACUGUAUACACACGUUAAAAAAUGAGACUAACCGGUGAAUAGUAAUGUUCAGAAAACAAAUUUAAAGAAACAGUCAAUUAAGCUGUUUAAAACCGGUUUCGAUUUAUGUUAACGAAUGAUAUAUUAAAAAAUUUAUAAAAAUCCGAGUAAUUAAUGUGCGAAAGUUUAAUUAUUUCUGUCGCUGAAGCCUAAAUUUAAUAUCUUUGGAAAAGAGAUAAAAAAAAACCAAAAAAAGGAAAGAAAAAAAGAAGAAGAAGAUGAUGGUCUACUAAAAGCAGUUAAAUCAAAAGUGAUGUCUCUCUAUCAAGCUCAAUGUCUCUCUAUUUAUAACAGCACUUCACUUUCAUUCCCAAACAACACUCAUCAUCUUUAGACAGAAGCAAAACAACAACAACAAAAAAAAAACCUUCUCCCUUUACUCAUCUUUAGCCAAAACCCUAGAAGAAACCUCCUUUUGGAAAAAACCCAUUUCUUCAUCAUCAUGUCAACCUCCAAAACCCUAAAUCAUAAUAAACCCUGUGGAACAUCGCAAACUCAAAUGGUUUUUUCUGUAAUCCACCAAAACACAACCAACACAACGACCACCACAACUGCCACAACCGGCGAGAGAAGAGGCCGGAGAUCAAAGCAAGCAGAGCCAGGGAGAUUCUUAGGAGUCAGGAGACGUCCAUGGGGUCGUUACGCAGCAGAGAUCAGAGAUCCAACCACCAAAGAACGUCACUGGCUCGGCACUUUCGACACUGCUCACGAAGCCGCUCUUGCCUACGAUAGAGCAGCUCUUUCAAUGAGAGGCACUCAAGGUCGAACUAACUUCGUCUACACUCCAACUGAUGUUCACACUAUCCUCACAAACCCUAAUCUUCACUCUCUCAUCGUCUCUCCUUAUAAUAACCAAUCUUUCUUACCAAACUCUUCUCCUCAGUUUGUUAUUGAUCAUCUUCCUCAUUAUCAAAAAUAUCAGCAACCUAAACAUACUCUCCCCCAAGCCGUCUCACCCGUCGCUUCUUUCAAAACGCCUGUUCGUCAUCAAAACGCAGAUACUCAAGCGUUUGGUAAUAGUCCUCAGAACUCGUCUUCUAACGGCUCGCUAUCUUCUUCACUAGACGAAGAAGGCAACUUCUUCUCGCUAGAAGGAACUAACUCCAGUACCAACUCGGGUUACUUGGACUGCAUUGUCCCACACCACUGCCUUAAACCACCUGCGGAAACCACAACCAUCCAAAACCAAACCGGAGCAGGUUUCACAACUCCGGCAAGCAAGGCCUUUGAGUCACCCGGAGGGUUUAGUAGUAGUUACUUCGAUGAUGGUGAUAUGCUGAUGAUGAAUCGUCAUGAGUUCGGUUCGUGUGAUCUCUCUGCCAUGAGCACUAACUAUGGUGCUGGUGCUUCAAUGUCAAUGGAAGAUUACGCUAUAAUGGAGCCUCAAGAUUUCUCUUCUCCUAUCGCUGCUUUUGGUGAUGUUACAGACACAGGCUUCUACUCACUCUAUUAGAACAUUCUUUUUGAUAUUUUUGUUUUUAAGUAAUAAUAUAAACGUUAUUCCAUGGUCAUUUUGAUUUUUGUCGUUGACAAUAUGUUAUCUACUUAAUUAUAUAUUCUGCUUAUUGUAUCAUGCACCAUAAGGUUACCUUACCAUGAAGUUUUUAUUUUCUUUCUUUAUUUUGUAUGAUUUUUUAAUAUCAUGGAUUUGACUAGCAAACGGUGUUAAUGCGAGUUAUAUUAUAGAUCACUUUUUGUCCAUGCUACUUCCAACACACUCAUUAUGUAAUAUUAUAAGUGGUGUGUAUAAUAUAAUGAAAUCAAUGUCUUACUCAAAACAGAUAUUUGACUCGACGUGAAUAACUGAGAUAUGUUAAUUAUUUUGACAGGAUUAUUAGAUUAGUUGCAGAAACUCAAGUAUCCAUAGUUUUGAACU